UCGGACUCUUGAGCAGAGCGCACGUACAGUAGGCAGAAGCACACGAGUUUGCAGACGAGCAAGUGCUGUGUGUUUGGGGUGGCGGCGGCGGCUGCUGAUUCCUCGUGAAUAGAAGGCGGCGUGAAGACGUCGUGCACGUGUGAGUCCCAUAAGCUAAAGGAUCGUCGCUGAGUACAAAGUGUGCCUGCCACUCGAGGUCCGCCACAUGUUGCCUCCCGCGGCGAUGGCCACACGGACUUUCAGGCACAGAGGACCCUGGAAACGUUAACAAAACGAGGGAAAUGUCGCUAAAGCCGAGAACAGUUGGCACCGCGCGUAAUGGGAGAUCAAGCUGUGACUAUAUUUAGAAAGUGUUUUUCCAGAGAGUGCGCUCGAGCGCCACUUCACCAUGCCGAUGACUUCUUCUCACUUUUAGAGCCAUGUCCCAAACCGAAGUGGAUCUGGCGGGAUGUGGCAUCCCUCUAAGUCCCAUCCUGGACGAGGACUCCUGUCUUCCUUCGCUCCAUGUCCCGCCGCAGCGGCGGAGGAGACCGUCAGGCAAUGUCCGUCGCAAUUCGCACAGGUUCAACCGGAGGAACUCCACCGAGUUGGACACCCUGGUGUUCGAAGGAUCGCCUUCUUGGUCCACUGAGAGCAGGGAGGAGAUCUGCGUGGACCCCACACCGCUGCCACUGCCUUUGCCCCAACCUCAGCACCUCCAAGCCCAGCUUCGUUCACAGAAUACAGUGGAUAUCAGUUCGGACUCGGAGGACGAAACCGGUCAGCAGAAGCCCACUCAGGUCGUACAGAGCGCCCCUCCGGUCGAGAGUCGCUUGGAGUUGGAGGAGAAAGAGGACGUGGAGACGAAAGCGGUGGCCAUCUCACCUGACGGCCGUUACCUGAAGUUUAAUAUUGAAAUCGGAAGGGGUUCCUUCAAGACAGUCUACAAGGGUCUGGACACGGAGACCACGGUGGAGGUCGCCUGGUGUGAGCUGCAGACCCGAAAGCUGACCAAAGCUGAGAGACAGAGAUUCAGUGAGGAAGUGCAGAUGCUGAAGGGACUACAGCAUCCCAAUAUUGUUCGCUUCUACGACUCCUGGAAGUCCAGUUUGAAGAGAAACAAAUGCAUCAUCAUGGUCACAGAACUCAUGACGUCAGGCACCCUCAAAACGUAUCUGAAGAGGUUCAAGGAAAUGAAGCUGAAACUGCUGCAGCGAUGGAGCCGACAGAUCCUGAAAGGUUUACAUUUCCUGCACACUCGCUCUCCUCCUAUCAUCCACCGGGACCUCAAGUGUGACAACAUCUUCAUCACUGGGCCCACUGGCUCUGUCAAGAUAGGAGAUCUGGGUCUUGCGACACUGAAGAGCGCCUCAUUUGCCAAAAGCGUCAUAGGCACUCCAGAGUUCAUGGCCCCAGAGAUGUAUGAGGAGAAGUAUGAUGAAGCUGUGGACGUCUAUGCCUUCGGGAUGUGCAUCUUGGAGAUGACCACGUCCGAGUAUCCGUACUCUGAGUGCCAGAAUGCUGCCCAGAUUUACCGGAAAGUAACAAGCGGCAUGAAGCCAGACAGCUUCUUUAAGGUCAAAGUUCCUGAGCUGAAGGAGAUCAUCGAAGGCUGCAUCCGGAUGAACAAAAAUGAAAGAUACACCAUCCAGGACCUUCUGGACCACACUUUCUUCCAGGAGGACAACGGGGUGCAUGUGGAGCUGGCUGAGGAGGACGAUCAUACCAAGUCGGCUCUGAAGCUGUGGCUACGGAUGGACGAUACAAAGAAGCUGCAUGGCAAAUACAAAGACAACAAUGCCAUUGAGUUCCUGUUUGAACUUUAUAAAGACCUGGCAGAGGAAGUCGCGCAAGAGAUGGUGGUCCUGGGCUUUGUUUGUGAAGCAGACUACAAACUGGUGGCCAAAGCCAUACGUGACAGGGUGACAGCCAUCAAACGCAAGAGGGAAAAGCAGAGGCGCAUGGAUGAGGAGAAGAAGAAGAAGCAAAAAGAGGAGGAGGAAGAAGAAGAGAAGCAACAUGUACCAGUCAGCAGGCCGGAAGCGACAGGACCAGUGGCGAGUUCCCCUCAGCCUGAGGUGGGCAAGGCUAGCAGUGUGGCUACACCCCUGCCACCUGGGGCUGCCCCCACAGGCUCCGCUGACUCUGGAAUUAAUGCCAACUUCCUACCUGAGCCGGAAGAGCCCGAGGCGGACCAGCACCAGCACUAUCUGAUCCGGCACACCAGCUACUCAUCUGCUACGUCUGACUGUGAAACUGAUGGGUACCUCAGCUCUUCAGGGUUGCAGGAUCAGCAAACCCCCAGUACCCCUGUUCCUGAGCUGCCACCCUCCCUCUCCCCUAGAGUGCCCCACAGAUUUCCAUUGACUAUAGCAGUCAGCCAGCAGCCGGAAUGGAUGCCCUCGAGGCCAGCGAGUGGGUUCUCUUCUCCAGUGGACAGGUCAGAUACCUCGUACUUCCUGUGAAAUGGAUUUUAGUUU
This is a messenger RNA of Polypterus senegalus (gray bichir), 2459 nucleotides long. Its product is annotated as serine/threonine-protein kinase WNK4-like. Gene Ontology annotation, biological process: renal sodium ion absorption; positive regulation of sodium ion transmembrane transporter activity; positive regulation of potassium ion import across plasma membrane. NCBI's taxonomy places the organism in Eukaryota, Metazoa, Chordata, Cladistia, Polypteriformes, Polypteridae. The record is from RefSeq and is a predicted model, not a curated record. Gene Ontology annotation, cellular component: cytosol; cytoplasm. Gene Ontology annotation, molecular function: ATP binding; chloride channel inhibitor activity; protein serine/threonine kinase activity.